Pundamilia nyererei is the source of this 1008-nucleotide messenger RNA. RefSeq lists its product as uncharacterized. Gene Ontology annotation, molecular function: zinc ion binding; nucleic acid binding. The transcript is spliced from 3 exons. Lineage: Eukaryota; Metazoa; Chordata; Actinopteri; Cichliformes; Cichlidae. The annotation marks the transcript as partial. The record is from RefSeq and is a predicted model, not a curated record.
GUAAAAUAUUGGAAGGAACUUUCUAUAGAAAUGACAGCGACACUUAUAAGGAUGCGUGGAACAAACUGGAUAACAGAUAUGGCCAAACCUUUAUUAUACAGAAAGCCUUCAGAGUUAAGCUCACAGAUUGGCCAAAGAUCCAACCAAGAGAUGCAGAAGGAUUAAGAGACUUCUCAGAUUUCUUAAACAUUUGCCAAGAUGCAAUGACACAUGUGAAGAACCUUGAAAUACUGAAUGACUGUGAAGAGAAUAAGAAGCUAAUCCUCAAACUACCAGAGUGGAUAGCAUCUCACUGGAACAGGAAGGUUACUGAAGCCGUAAAGGGCAAUAAGGAAUUCCCCAGUUUUAAGGACUUCGCCGCAUUUAUGGCGACAAAGGCAGAGAUCGCUUGCAAUCCGAUCACCUCAGCUUAUGCCCUCCGCAGCUCUGAGUCGAGCACUGCAAAACAAGGCAGCAGAGACCCUAAGAGGAACAAGGCAAGCGUUCUAAACACACAGACUGAGGCUGACACCGAGAGGCUCAAGCCAGUUAAAGGAAAGGAAAGACCUCCUUGUGCCUUCUGUCAAAAUAAUCAGCACAGACUACAUGGAUGUCCCAAGUUUAUUGCUAAAACUCUGGAGGAGCGUCGAGAUUUUGUCAGAGAACAUAAGCUCUGCUAUGGCUGCACCAAACCUGGACAUAGUGCAAAAGACUGUCGACAUCGACACUCAUGCAACACGUGCAAGGGUAAACAUCCCACUUGUUUACACGAUGACAACUAUGUAAAGAAGGAAAGGGUCCUGCCAAAGGAAACCGCUAUUCUGAGCAACCCCGGCCAAACGGAGGCUGCUGCAACUUCAAUAGCCAUCCAUAUUGAAAUGCUGGAGGAUCUACCUACAGACUCAUUCAUAAUUGUACUGCGCUGCUUCAUUGCUAUAUGUGGAGCAGUGCGCCAGAUCAAAUCUGACCAAGGCAGUAACUUCCUAGGAGCCAACAAUGAACUGCAGGAAGCCCUUGCGGAAUUAGAUG